CUUAUCUCCUUCACGGGAAACACAACGCCGGCCCCGGAGCUGCAGCCCGGCGCUCAUUGGCUGGCCCGCGCGCCCCUCGGGCUGCAUAAUGAGCGAGGGGCCACCAGCUUCUGGCCGCAGCAGGUUUCCUGAAGCCUCCAGAGCGCCGGAGCCGCUUCUCUCCCCCGGAGGUGCAGCAUGUGGCCCGCGGUGCUCGGCAGCGCGCUCGCGGGGCUCCUGGCCCUGCUGCUGCUCCAGCGCGCGGCCUUCCCGUUCCUCUGGGCCGACCUGGCGUACCACCGGCGGCUGCGGCGCUGCGGCGCGGCGCUCAGGGCUCGCAUGCGCCGCGGGAUCGUCACGUACCUCGACGGCUUCCUGCACCGGGCGAAGGAGCGCCCGGACAAAGCCUUCAUCAUCUUCGAGGACCGCGCGCUGACGUACCGGGACGUGGACCGCAGGAGCAACCGGUUCGCCAACGCGUUCCGCACCGGGGAGCCCCCGGCCCCGGGACCAGGGGACGGGGGCUCCCCGGGACCAGGGGCCGUGGCCGCGCUGCUCAUGUCCAACGAGCCGGACUUCGUGUGCGCCUGGCUGGCGCUGAGCAAGCUGGGCCGCCAGGUGGCCUUCCUCAACGCCAACGUGAAAGCCACGGCGCUGCUGCACUGCGUGCGCAGCUGCGGGGCCACGACGCUGGUCGUCGGCGCAGAUUUGGUGCGCCUGGCGGAGGAGGUGCUGCCCGCCCUGGAGCAGGACGGCGUGGCCGUGUGGCUGGUCGACCACACGGCGCCUUCGCCGCAAUUCAUCACUUUACUGGAUAAGGCGGAUCGCAUGUCGGAAGAAAACCUCCACGACGUCCCCAAAGUGGACGUCACGUCCAACUUUCUCUUCAUCUUCACCUCCGGCACCACAGGUCUCUCCAAGGCGGCCCGGGUCGGCCACAUGAAAGCCAUCGUGAGCAUGGCCUUCCUCCACCUGUGCGGAGCCACGUCCGAUGACGUCAUCUACGUCACGCUUCCUCUGUACCACAUGUCCGCCUCCCUGUUGGGGAUCGGCGGAUGCAUCCACCUCGGUGCGACGUGUGUGUUGAAGAAGAAGUUUUCUGCCAGUCAGUUCUGGAAGGACUGCGUGAAGCACGACGUGACGGUGGUGCAGUACAUCGGGGAGCUCUGCCGGUACCUGUUCAACCAGCCCGCGGUUCCCGAGGAGAAGACCCACCGCGUUCGGCUGGCGGCGGGAAGCGGCCUCAGGUCGGACGUCUGGAGGGAGUUCGCCCGACGCUUCGGCCGCAUCAAGAUCAGAGAGGGCUACGGCUUGACGGAGGCCAGCAUCGGCUUCCUCAACUACACCGACGAGGUCGGCCCGAUCGGACGGGCGAGCUACUUCAACAAGCUCUCGAUGCCCUUCGAGCUUCUGAGAUACGAUCCACAGACGUACGAGCCGGUCCGCACCGACUCUGGAAGAUGCGUUCGAGCCGGCAUCGGGGAGGCCGGGAUCCUGGUAGCUCCUCUGACCGCCAUGAACCCGUUCUUGGGUUACGCCGGGAACCAAGUCCAGUCCGAGAAGAAGCUUCUCCGGGGCGUGUUUAAAGCCGGGGACGUCUACUUCAACACGGGGGACCUCCUGCUCCACGACCACAGGGACUUCCUUUACUUCCGGGACCGCAUCGGAGACACCUUCAGGUGGAAAGGAGAGAACGUGUCCACCACAGAGGUGUCCGAGGUGUUGGGUCUCCUCGAUUUCAUCCAGGAGGCCAACAUCUUCGGAGUCACCGUCCCAGGACAUGAAGGGCGGGCAGGCAUGGCCGCUGUCGUCUUAAAGCCGGAUCACAAAUUGGAUGGAGCAAACCUCUACAUCCAUCUCGUGAAAACCCUGCCUGCGUACGCCUGGCCGUGGUUCCUCAGAGUCCAGACCUCUCUGGAUGUGACGGAGACCUUCAAGCAGCAGAAGAUGAAGCUGGUCCAGGAGGGUUUCGACCCCGAGGUCACCGAGGACCUGCUGUACUUCCUGGACGUCUCUCAGAAGGACUACGUUCCCCUGACGGAGCGUCUGUAUCACGACAUCGUGGCCGGGAACGUCAGAUUAUAAACGCUCCCGUUUGUCACCGCGUUAAAAUAUCCUUGAUUUACAUUUUUCAUCCGGUCACAAUUUGAUUUAAAAAGAAAACUUUUGAUACUAUUCUGGGUAUUUGUUGCGUAAUACAAACACUAUAGUACAUAUAUAGUAUAGUAUAGUACAUAUAUAGUAUAGUAUGGUACAUAUAUACUAAAGUAUAGUAUAUAUACUAUAGUAUAUUACAUAUAUUCUAUAGUAUAGUACAUAUUUACUAUAGUAUAGUACAUAUAUUCUUUAUUAUACUCCAUAUGUUCUAUAUUAUAGUAUAUAUGUACUAUACUAUAGUAUAUAUGAACUAUAAUAUAGUACAUAAAUAAUAUAAUAUAGUAGCAGAGCCGUUAUUUUCUUUUCCCAGCAGGUAGGUGGGGAUGGAUACUUUUGUUUUUAAAGGUCGAAUUUUAAAUCUCGUUUGAAUUGAUUUUUUAAAAACAAAUAAGAAUCAAAGUAUCCCUGAAUGAACCUGUGAGUCACGGGGAACCCUGGCGUGUGACCGGUGAGGAGCUCACGAUGGGUUUUAAAGGACUAACAACCCCUAAAACAAGCAGACUCCAUGUAGUUUGUUGUUUUAUGAGGAUUUAAAUGUCUUUGGACCAAACCUGCGAAAGUAGAUUAUUACUCUUUACAUUUAUUUUGACCUCUUCAGAGAGAAGCAGGCUUUCUUUAUUUCUUAAUUUCAGGUCUUUAUUUCUAAGUAUCUCUGUUUGAUGAUAUGUACAUCAGUCGUGACCUUCUCACCACUCUGAUGCUCUCACUUUCUCUUUUUAAAUAGAAAAGUUUUAAUAAUCCAUAAUCCAGCCUGCUGAACAGUUUGUAUUUUUAUGGAUAUUCUGAUUUUAAAAGUUACUUUUUUGUUUGUGGUUCUGGGCCGUUGUCAUAUAUACAUAAGUAUAAAUAUGCAUCUUUGUUGGGUCCAAUCUGUCUGUGAGGACAAGAAGAGUCGGGGUGUUUUGCUAAUAACCGGGAUAUUUAAAGAAAUUAAAUAUUGAUUAUAUGUUAAUAAUACACAUUAUAAUAUCGUAGUAUUUUAUUUGUAUCCAGCCAGUGCCUCUAGCCGUCUGGUUACAGACUCCACCUCCAUAGACUUGUAUUUUGAUUUUAAUUAAUUUAUGCAAAUGAAAAACAUUUUGCUAAAAACAAAACAAAAUUCAUAAUAAACAAAGUAAAAGAUUUUGACGGAUAGCGUUAUUUUUCAUAUUUCUUUUACAAAUCGGGAUAAUAUCGUUAUCUUGAAUUAUUUUGGUCACAAUAAUUGGAAAAUCUGAUAUUGUGAGGUGAGGACGACACGACUGGAACUCAUGCUACUUGCCUCUUUAAUGCCUACGGGGAGUCAUGUUGUCUUAAAUAUAAAGAAGCGUAAGGUUGAAUUAAAUCUAAGUAGAAGGAAAUGGAAGAACACAAAAGUAAACUGUUCUCCAGAAGCUUCUCUAGGAGCAUCACAGCAGUCUCAGGUUCAACUUUGAAACGUCAUUAACAUAAAUCACUGUACGCACCACAACGUUGAUGCGCUCCAACCUGGUGGAAAGUUGUUUUCCGUUUUUUGGAGGGGAAUAUUUUAUAUCUAACACUCUUGAAAAUAACCUUCAUUGACCUUUAAUGAAUGAAGGGAUGAAUGAGUUCCUGAUGCAACUGUAAAGGCUAACCUCAACCUCUUAAUACCUUUGCAUAUUUGUUGAAAGAACAGAUACUUAUAAUUCUAAUAUUUUUCUAAUUGUAUCUAUAUGUAGAUUGAUUGCUUUAUAAUGUUUUAAAUGUUGACAAGAACAAAAUAAACUUCUAAACCUGGAA
Pseudoliparis swirei is the source of this 3876-nucleotide messenger RNA. RefSeq names its product long-chain fatty acid transport protein 6. The transcript is spliced from 10 exons. Lineage: Eukaryota; Metazoa; Chordata; Actinopteri; Perciformes; Liparidae. Gene Ontology annotation, molecular function: long-chain fatty acid-CoA ligase activity; long-chain fatty acid transmembrane transporter activity. The record is from RefSeq and is a predicted model, not a curated record. The coding region runs from base 178 to 2064 and encodes 628 amino acids.